UCUCUGCGAGUGUUGCAGUCCUCGAAAGACGUGCAGUGCAGGACUACCUUGGAACACUGGCACUUUCCAUAACUGGAAUAUUCACUGCUAAAAAUGUAGGUCAUGUUUGAAAGCUUUUACACGUAAUUUGAGGAUUAAUUCAUUAGGUUACCGGACGCUAUAGCACUUCUAACUUAUCCGACAGAUAUGGUUGGGAAUAAGAAUUACCCGAUGGGGAUUAUUCACACUUGGUUGGCACUGCUGGUACAUGCCCAAUGCUGCAUGGCUUUCUCUGUUGCUGGGCAUGAGAAUACAUGCGAGGCGAACGGGAGCGUUUACUACGUGGGGGAAUGGUACUUCUUGGACUCAGAUCACUGCACCCAGUGUGAAUGCACGGCAGAAGGUUCGGCUUGUGCUAGAACCGAGUGCACGUCCCUACCUUCAGCCUGCAUCCAUGUGAGCCACUACCCCACUGACUGUUGCCCAAGGUGCGAGAAGAUCGGCUGCGAGUACCGUGGGGAGGUGUACGACUUGGGUCAACAGUUCCAGCCCUCGGAGUGUGAGCAGUGCACGUGUGAGGACGAUGGCAUCGCGCGGUGCCUGGUGGCGGACUGUGCGCCCCCACCCUGCGUCAACCCUGUUUAUCAGAAGGGGAAGUGUUGCCCUGAGUGUAAGGAUGGCCCAAACUGCUACGUGGAUUCCUCUAGGACCCAGGUGAUCCCUGGGGGCGAACCAGUGUGGGUGAACUCCUGCACCAAGUGUCGAUGCCACGAUGGCCAGGAUGCUGGGUACUGGGAGGGCAACAGGCUGGCCACCUGUACCCGUGUGAAGAACUGCCAAACAGAGGAGGCCUGAAAAUGACGAGAGACCGAUGAAUUACAUCGCGGAAGUUUUCCUCUGCUGAAACGAGGCUCACCUGAAGAGCUUGUAGCGUACAGUAUGUGUGUAGCACUAAUUCCAUCCUAAACACAUACAUGUAUUUCGAGCUUGGUUAUGGUGGUAGUAGUGCUCAUUAUUAUUGCUUAGGUGCACUGUGUAUAUUCUUCUCAAACUAAUUGAAAACAAUAGCCUUGUUCAUUAGAACAUAUACCAAAGAGAUGUUUUCAACUCAAUUAGGCAUACAUAAUAAAUGCACCCAAAGACAUUAAGACAUGUGCACACAACUGCAAACUCCCUGCCAUGUAGGUAGAAUUAUGUACUGUAGUUCCAUAUUAUGUUUACUUUAUACACAUUUACAUGUACAAAUAUAUAUGCUGGUUUUGUGCGUAAUUCAUCAUAUAAUUUGAGGUAUACAACAUCUUGAGCUGGAUAAACUGCUGUAUAUUCCCAUAGAUUUCUUUCAAGUAAUGUGUAAAUCAUGUGGAACGUGAUAAAUGACUUUACUAUAGUAGUGUGUAAGUAGUGUAUUGUGGAAAGCUGACAACAUUUUUUGAAUGACAAAUAGGUUGACUAUUAGGCGAGGUAAGGCAUGCAUACAGUACGUACAUACAGUAUCUUUUUAGAUUUGUAGAACUGAAUUGAUACCUUUCUACUAAAUCCUCUGAUGUGAUCCAUUUAGAUGAAGUGGUGGAUUUUAUUAAAAGGUUGCUGUGUUUGACAGGGAUACGUAAUAAAAGUAUUCCAAAUGGUA
Molecule: messenger RNA, 1609 nt
Organism: Sardina pilchardus (European sardine)
Lineage: Eukaryota; Metazoa; Chordata; Actinopteri; Clupeiformes; Clupeidae
Exons: 3
Coding region: 187-834 (215 amino acids)
Biological process (GO): negative regulation of BMP signaling pathway
Cellular component (GO): AMPA glutamate receptor complex
Molecular function (GO): protein binding
Source: RefSeq, a predicted model, not a curated record